Messenger RNA from Pogoniulus pusillus (Red-fronted tinkerbird), 1574 nucleotides. RefSeq names its product apolipoprotein D (gene APOD). Gene Ontology annotation, biological process: lipid metabolic process; tissue regeneration; response to reactive oxygen species. The record is from RefSeq and is a predicted model, not a curated record. Gene Ontology annotation, cellular component: cytoplasm. Lineage: Eukaryota; Metazoa; Chordata; Aves; Piciformes; Lybiidae. The transcript has 5 exons. The coding region runs from base 125 to 694 and encodes 189 amino acids. Gene Ontology annotation, molecular function: cholesterol binding.
AGCUUAUAAAACAACGAGGCGGAGAGAUCCCCACAGAGCAGUUCCUUGCAGCCCUGGUUCUCUGCAGAGCAUCACUCCACGUUGGCAGCCAAGGUCUGUUUCUCACCUGCAUUCUGACACAGCCAUGCUGGGCACAGCAGUGCAGGUCUCAGUCCUGCUUGGGCUCCUUGGCGUUGGGAAAGGACAGAUUUUUCACAUGGGACCAUGCCCAGAUCCAUCUGUUCAAGAAGACUUUGACAUCAACAAGUACUUGGGGAAAUGGUACGAGAUAGAGAAGCUGCCCUCAAGUUUUGAGAAAGGAAGCUGCGUCCAGGCAAAUUACUCGUUGAAGGAGAAUGGGAAGUUCAAGGUGAUCAACAAGGAGAUGCAUUCCAGCGGCAAAGUCAAUGAAGUUGAAGGAGAAAUCAUGCACAUGGAUGUCAAGCAGCCAGCCAAGCUGGGUGUUCGCUUUAACUGGUUCAUGCCUUCUGCCCCUUAUUGGGUCAUCUCUACUGACUAUGAAAACUACUCACUGGUCUACUCCUGCACAAACAUCCUCUGGCUCUUCCACAUGGAUUAUGCCUGGAUUCUAUCAAGAGCUCCUGAGAUGCACCCAGACACUGUGGAGCAACUGAAGGGCGUUCUCCAGUCCUACAAAAUUGACACUGAGAAAAUGAUGCCCACGGAUCAAGUUAACUGCCCUCCCGAGAUGUAACUCCCAGAAUGCAGCGACACAGCACAGGACCAGUGAUAGACUUUGUGGCUUUCUUUAUUAUCCAUUAGAAUUUCUCUGUGUAACAGAAACAUAUUAAUCCCUUUGCUAAUGGUAGUUUGCCAGCCCUGAGUUACUCCUUGCUGUUCCCUCUGUCACUUUCCCUGCUUCAUCUCACUCUGACUUUUGCAGAGCAAUUGACUAAUUUAAAGCGAAUGGGUGAAGAAAAGAAACCCUGAAGUGCAAAUGUGAAGCUCUGCUAUUGCUGUGAGUCCUCCAGUACCAGGAUGGGAAAAGGUUUGAGAUGUGGCAUUCAAGCAUUAGUCCUUCAGGGAAAUCUUCUGUCAUAUGCCCACAGAUUUGCUCCAUGUUUUUGCCUUGAUGCUUCUGGGCCUGCCAGAAGUCUGUGGUGUCUAAUCCCCCUUGUGGGCUGACACAGAGAUCAGUCCUUCAGCCUGGGAACUGAGGUUGGAGGUCUUUUAUGUUUUCAUGUGUAGGCCAAGUCAGCAGAGCCUCUCACUCGAAAUCAGAUCUGGCCCUUUGCAUUUAAAGUCUGAGAAAUCUAAAAAGUGUCCAGAAAUCCAGCGCUGCUCCAUCCACAGCGACCUGCCUCGAACAAAGCUGUCCUGCACUCCCAAGGGGUCAGCUCUGAGAGUACCCAUCAGCAAACAGAGAGAGAGAGAGAGCAGUUUGCUCCCUUAUCUUGUCCCAAGGCUUUUCCUCGGCAGGGAGUGACAAAAGGCUCCGCCUGACAUCCUGCUCGCUGCUUUUGUACAUGCCAAGUACCUGCUGGCGCUGCAUCUGCCCUGGCAGGUGCUCACCAGGCAUCACAACAGCUCUGCUUGAAUAGCAUUGAUGCAAUUCAUUAAAAAUGAAAUAAAAA